This is a messenger RNA of Planococcus citri (citrus mealybug), 4272 nucleotides long. RefSeq names its product small conductance calcium-activated potassium channel (gene SK). The transcript is spliced from 14 exons. Gene Ontology annotation, cellular component: plasma membrane; neuron projection; neuronal cell body. The record is from RefSeq and is a predicted model, not a curated record. The coding region runs from base 651 to 3263 and encodes 870 amino acids. Gene Ontology annotation, molecular function: small conductance calcium-activated potassium channel activity; calmodulin binding. Gene Ontology annotation, biological process: potassium ion transmembrane transport. NCBI's taxonomy places the organism in Eukaryota, Metazoa, Arthropoda, Insecta, Hemiptera, Pseudococcidae.
GCGAUAUCGCGUGUUUCGUGGACCAAUGUACACUUUCGUUGCAUUCGCUUUUCGCGGUUUUUCUCUUUUUUAUUUCGCUUUCGAUCGUUCUCGUGGAAUUGAAUAAUAUCAAUACUUACCAUAUCAUAAUUAAUCAACAUUUUUAAUCAUUUUAUAAUUUCGUAAUUACUUACUUAUCUAGUCUUAUCGUGUUCGUGUAUCGUGUAGAAUAAGUUGACAACUUUCGGAUCGUGUUUGUCGUGGUGUCGUGUGGACUGUGUAUUUUUCGUGUACUUACAUUCGCCGGCUUUCUUCGAUUUGGAUUUAGGAGUUCCUCCAUCUUCAGCGAUAACAAAGACGGUUUGAAGAGAGCGUGGUACCCGGAGACCGAGGUUCGAUGCAAAUGAUCGUACUGUAAGCGGAUUUUUUCCAGUCGGUGUUUCGCGCGUCGAGUACCAUUGUACACAAUGGAUAAUUAUAUGGAGAAGUGAUUUUAUCGAGUUGCUCGGUUUUGGAAAGGAAAUUGAAAAUGACGUAAUCACGUCGUUGGAGAGGUACAAGUACACUGCGGAGAUAGAGGAGACUCGAGUGUGCCUCGAGUAAGAGGCAGAGGGGAGAUCAUCGGUUGAUAAUUUGGCUGAUCGGUCGUCCUCGAACCUCAUAUAGUCGAGAUGUCGGGUAUCACGAGCCAUUCGUCACCGACGAUGACGGAUUUCGCGACAUCACCCGGCGGCGGAUACUACGACAGCAGCGACGAGACAUCCAGCUUGCUGACCAAGCCGGCCAGCAACACGGUCAAACCAGUGUUGAUCCGGCAAGACUGCACUACGUCAUUGCUGUCACCAUCCGUCACUCCAGUGCUGGGAACGCCCGGAGUGAUGGGCACUAGCGACGAAAGCACCGGCACAAACGUCGGCAUAGAAGACGUGGGGGUCAGAUCUGUACCCGAUUUGGAGAUGCAGCAUUACCGCAGCUCAUCCUCGGCUGGAGGUAUCCGAUAUUCGACCGCCUCGGUUACCAGCUACCUGAUGCCAUCGUCUGCCAACCGAUGCUCGUGCGAAAGACGCCAAUCACAUUCGCUGGGGCGAUCGGCGUCUCGCGAAAGCGUCCGGUCUUCGCAACCACCCCCUACUGUGCUGCUGACCACUUCUCCAUCUUCCAGAAUCAUACGUCAAAGCUCCCAGCCCGAGACCACGUGUCCGGGACACUGUUGUCAUCAUUUGCAUCAUCACAGCAGCAGCACUCCGGGGCCUAGUUCGUCGCUGCGCCAGCUUCGCGAUCCUGCCGAUGGAAUCGCCGGUAUCGCCGCCGACUCGCUUAGAAUCAACGGAGCUAUUCGACAGUUUAAACAGGGCGGUAUCCUGCUCUGUCCUCAAACGUUGGCGCAGUCAAGACGCUCCCGUCUGCGAAGAGCGUUCACAGACGCUACAAAUGAAACUGUUUCUUUUGUCAAAACGCUCCGGAAGCCGGUGUCCACAUUGUCGAUUCCGGGUGCUAUGAAGACAGGUGGAGGAGCCACAGGGUCCGGCAGCGAAGAAGCGGCCAUUGCUUUAGUCGGAAUUAAAUCUGGUGAAUGCAGCGCCAGGUACAUCGAAGAACGUACUCCUCUUCAUAAAGGAAACAGCAUCGGCUCGAGCGGUAACAUCGGUUCCGGAGCACCUCCUGGUAAACACAAACCUAACGUCGGUUAUCGCCUGGGUAGAAGAAAAGCUUUGUUCGAGAAAAGGAAAAGGAUCAGCGAUUACGCCCUCGUAAUGGGAAUGUUUGGUAUCAUCAUCAUGGUGAUCGAGAACGAACUGUCGAGUGCCGGAGUCUACAACAAAGCCUCUUUCUACUCAACCGCCUUGAAAACACUUAUAUCCGUUUCUACUGUGAUCUUAUUAGGAUUAAUAAUGGCUUACCAUGCUCUAGAAGUACAGUUAUUUAUGAUUGAUAACUGCGCCGACGACUGGAGAAUAGCGAUGACGUGGCAAAGGAUAGCUCAGAUCACCAUGGAAUUGGUAAUUUGCGCAAUACAUCCAAUUCCCGGACAAUAUUAUUUCCUUUGGACGACGAAAUUAGCCAAUAAACAGGGAAAUAUCGCUUCUCAAUGGGUGCCUUAUGAUGUUACUUUAUCACUCCCAAUGUUCCUAAGACUGUAUCUUAUUUGUAGGGUAAUGCUUUUACAUAGUAAGUUAUUCACUGACGCUUCCUCUAGAAGUAUCGGAGCUUUAAACCGAAUUAAUUUCAAUACUAGGUUUGUGUUGAAGACAUUAAUGACUAUUUGUCCGGGCACCGUUCUUCUAGUUUUUAUGGUUUCUUUAUGGAUAAUCGCUAGUUGGACGCUCCGACAAUGUGAGAGGUUUCAUGAUGAAGACCAUGCUAAUUUGCUCAAUUCAAUGUGGUUCAUCGCAAUCACAUUUCUCAGUGUGGGGUUUGGCGAUAUUGUUCCUAAUACGUAUUGUGGGCGAGGAAUCGCAGUUACUACUGGCAUUAUGGGGGCUGGUUGCACGGCGUUAUUAGUGGCGGUUGUUUCGCGUAAAAUGGAGUUAACGAGGGCGGAGAAACAUGUACACAAUUUUAUGAUGGAUACUCAACUAACAAAAAGGCUGAAAAAUGCGGCGGCAAACGUACUUAGAGAAACAUGGCUCAUAUACAAGCAUACGAGAUUAGUCAAGAGAGUGAAUCCGGGCAGGGUGAGAACCCACCAAAGGAAAUUUCUUCUCGCAAUUUACGCGUUAAGAAAAGUUAAAAUGGACCAAAGAAAAUUGAUGGAUAAUGCAAAUACCAUCACUGAUAUGGCUAAGACUCAAAAUUCAGUAUAUGAAAUCGUAUCGGAUCUCAGUACGAGACACGAUAGCUUGGAGGAUCGAUUAGUUACCCUGGAAGACAAGAUGGCGACCCUCCAAGAGCAGUUGGAACUACUGCCUGAACUAAUAGCCAAACGAAUUCUGCAGCAGCAACAACAACAACGCGCUGCCGGAUUCAUUAGUAAUAGCUCAAGUAACGCUGCCACUAUAUUAGAAUCUAGACGAAACUUUUUACAUCCCGAGUACGCGAUAUCGCCUCAGAAGGCGGCCAUUUCGAUGCCUUCUUCGACGACCACGUCGUCAUUUUCGCCAUGUUCGAAUACGUCUACGCACAAUCAAAUUGUACAUAUGCCGCACAGCCAAAGUGUACCGCCGAGUUUACCGUCGAGUUUAUCGUCGAAUUCGCAAUACCAUUGGCCAACCAGCCCAAUAUUGCCGCCAAUUAGUAGUAGAACACCACACCUCGUCCCCGAACCAUUACAACCCAAUAGCUGAGAUCUCUCACUGUCGUUGUGUUACUUUUGUAGGGAACUUAUUUGCAGAAAUUUUGUAAUUUGUUACCAACUUAAAUUUGUAUUUUGUAAUUUUUAAAAAUGAAUCGACUAUGUAUUUUUUGUUUUUUUUUUCCUUUUACUUAUAUACGUGUAUUCUUUUUUUCGUGUUUUUUUUUAAAUUUUGUUUUCUGAUUUUGUAUAAAAAUUUAAUACGUACUAUAAGUAUACUUCGAUGUUUAUUUAAUUUUUACGGCAAUAAUGUCGCGUUGCGUUGUAUGUCAAAUCGCGGUGUGAUUCGUGAAUUUAUAUUGUAUUUGUCCGUGCGCCGCAUUAAUGUGCUAAUAUUGUUAUAUUUUUUCCUUCUUUCCCUGUUUUGUUUUUUUUUGUUUUUUUUUAUAUGUUAAUUGCUCUCGUAUUUAUCUGUAUAAUUGAUUUUUCGUGUAUUUUAUUAGGUGGUUAUUUUUUUUUUGUACGUAAUUUCACCCCGCUAUGUUAUAAUUUCAUGUUGUUUUUUUUUUUAUGAUACCUACAUACGAUUUGGAUCGGUGGAAAUCCAAGGAGAUUAAGGUUGAUAAUAGGUUUAGAAAUGUACGGUGGACAAUGAACAUUCCUUUCGAAGUUGGAAAUUUUGCGAAAACUAGACAUUCUUGAUUUUUUUUUCAUGUCUGGUUUCCUUUCAAAAAAGAAUUUUUAUCGCAGUUUUAUUUUUUAGAUUAGCUUCUCGUAAUUUUGCUCUUUUUUAAUGGUAUACCUAUGUACUUAUUUCAAUUGAAAAUGGAAAAUUAACAUCGUUUACCUACCUAUUUUUACACUGGAAAAACUCCUUGGAUUUUCUUACGAAUAUUUCGUAGCCAAUUUAUUUGUACGAUGAUGAGGUCUUCAGUGUUCUUUCAAGUUUUAUACUCGUCAAAGACGACUUAUUCGGAAAUUCGACUCGUUAGAUUUAAUACCUAUAAUUUUUUGUCUUCUUUGUUUACAACAUUGCAAAUGCUUUGAAUGGAUUUUUUCAA